Messenger RNA from Sporisorium graminicola, 1656 nucleotides. RefSeq lists its product as uncharacterized. The record is from RefSeq and is a predicted model, not a curated record. Gene Ontology annotation, molecular function: RNA binding. Lineage: Eukaryota; Fungi; Basidiomycota; Ustilaginomycetes; Ustilaginales; Ustilaginaceae. The transcript has 2 exons. Bases 1 to 1656 code for a protein of 551 amino acids.
AUGCCGCCUAAGAAGGGUACAAAGAUGACGCUCAACGAUUUCUUGGCCGACGAGACCACCGGCAAGACUUCCUGGGCCGACGAGAUGGACGACCUUCCCAUCUCGUCUGUUCCUCGCGACACCGGCUACCGACGUGGAGGCGACUUCCUCUCCAGCGUUCCCGACCGCGUCGACCGCGACCGUGGCUUCGAGCGCCCUGAGCGAAGCUACCCGCCCCGCGAAGAGCUUCCUCUCCCCGACAAGCCCCCCUUCACCGCCUUUGUCGGAAACCUCUCCUUCGACGUCAUGGAGGCCGACGUGGAGGACUUCUUCGCUCCUUCCAAGACUGUCAGCGUCCGCAUCGUCACCGGUCAUGACGGCAAGCCCAAAGGCUUCGGCUACGUCGAGUUCCAGACCCAGGACGAUCUCCGUGCUGCCCUUGACCGAAGCGGCUCCCAGCUCGCCAGCAGAACCGUUCGCAUCAGCGUCGCCGAGCCUCCCAAGAGCGCCUUUGGUGGUGAUCGCCCCAUUCACUCAAGCCAGGCUGACGAUGCUUCCCAGUGGCGUCGCGCUGGCCCACUCCCCCCCGCAGAGCCUCGUGGUGGCUUUGCCCCUCGCCCUGAGCGAUCCGGCGUGCCCCGCACCGAGGGCUCUGGCUUCGACAACAUGGACGUCAGCGCCGGCGUUCGAAGCGGUUUCGGCGCCAAAUUCCAGACCGCUCCUCCUUCCAAUCGCUCUCCACGCGAUCUUGCACCUGCUGAGCCCAGCCAGGGCGACCUAGCCAGUCAGUGGAGGACCGGUAAGCCUGUCGAGGGCCGAUCCCCCGCCAACUCGCGUCGCCCUUCCGGCAUGGCCGACUCGGACUCGCGACCAUCCUCCUUCCGUCAGCGCAACGAUGCCCAUGACGUCGACGAGCGCUUCGCAUCUCAAGAGCGCAUGGGCUUUGGUUCCAAGUUCGUCGCCGACCAGACUCCUCCCGAGAGCCCCGGCAAUGCAAAGAAGGGUUUCGGUUUCGGUGCUGCCGACCGACGUGGCAGCGGUCAGCCUGCCUCUGCGGCCGGUGUCGCUUCAGACUCGACCGACAACUGGCGUUCUGCCAAGAAGCCUAGCUCGGGCUCUUCCAGCCCAGCGCCAUCUGCUGCCGCUCCGGCCGAGCGCAAGAAGCUCGACUUGAAGCCUCGCUCCGCUGAGACCGCUGCCGCUGCCAGCGCUGCCACCAGCAGCUCCAAGCCAAGCCCCUUCGGCAAUGCCAAGCCCAUCGACGCGUCCGAACGCGAGCGACAGAUCGAGCAGAAGCUCUCGCAGCGUGAAAAGGAGAGGCAAGAGGAACUCAGAAUCAAGAAGGAGAAGGCCAAGGCGGACAAGGAGAAGAAGGACAAGGCGGACAAGGCGGACAAAGCGGACACGGCAGACACGGCCGCUGCCACCGCCGACAACACACAGUCUGACGCUGCCGAUGCUGCUACCCCUGCUGCAGAGGACGCUGCAACGGCAUCUGCCAAGGCACCUCGCGCUGCCCCGCCUGUCGGCGCUUGGGGCGGAGGACGUAAGCCUUCCGGUGCACUCGUUGGCGACGAGCAGAGCCCCGCUGCAGGCAAGAGCGAUGAGGACAAGACCGCCGAAGCUCAGGUAGACGAGGUUGCCGAAAAGGUUCAAGAGACCAAGAUUGAGGCUUGA